Arachis duranensis is the source of this 1087-nucleotide messenger RNA. RefSeq names its product nicotianamine synthase-like. The transcript is spliced from 2 exons. Gene Ontology annotation, molecular function: nicotianamine synthase activity. Gene Ontology annotation, biological process: nicotianamine biosynthetic process. Bases 84 to 938 code for a protein of 284 amino acids. Lineage: Eukaryota; Viridiplantae; Streptophyta; Magnoliopsida; Fabales; Fabaceae. The record is from RefSeq and is a predicted model, not a curated record.
UCGUGUGCAUUUUGCUCUAAUUUUCCUUUUCUCUCAAACUUUCUUACACCCCAAAAUAAAAUCCUUUCAUUUAUAAUAAUCAAAUGGCUUCAUUCCAAAGCUUCAACUUUGAUACCCAAAUUCCAUCAGAGGUCCUUAUAACUCAAAUCAUGCAACUUCAUGCAAGCAUCUCCAAGCUAGAAUCCCUUAGACCUUCAAAACAAGUCAAUAGCCUCUUCACUAACCUAGUGAAACUAUGCAUCCUCCCUUCAUCCAUUGAAAUUGAGUCUUUACCCCAAGAUGUGAAGAUAGCUCGCGAGAGCCUCAUCGACCUUUGCGGCCGCGCCGAAGGGCUCAUGGAGCUUGAGUUCUCAACUUUCAUAAGCCACACACCAAACCCUAUGAAAAACCUCAUACUCUUCCCUUACUAUGGCAACUAUGUGAAGCUAGCAAACAUGGAGAACAAGAUCCUCAAGGAUAACGGUGUGGCACAUCCAAAGAAGGUGGCCUUUGUUGGAUCAGGACCAAUGCCACUCACUUCCAUUAUAAUGGCCACACACCACAUGGAAUCAACGCACUUCGACAACUUCGACAUCGACGAGAAGGCGAACGAGGUGGCUAGGACGAUUGUGGCCUCAGAUUCAGGUCUUGAGAAGAGGAUGAAGUUUGAAACUCAUGACAUCAUGGAUGUGAAAGAGAGGCUGAGCGAAUAUGAUUGCUUAUUCUUGGCAGCACUUGUUGGAAUGUCAAGAGAAGCAAAACUGAAGAUUUUGGGACAUAUUAGGAAGUACAUGAAGGAAGGUGGUUUUUUGCUUGUGAGGAGUGCAAAGGGUGCUAGGGCUUUCUUGUACCCUAUCGUUGAAGAACAUGACAUGGUGGAUUUUGAGGUUCUUACCGUAUUUCACCCCACAAAUGAUGUUAUCAACUCGGUUGUUCUUCUUCGCAAGCCUAAAGCUUAAGCAUCAUAGCCUUUGGCGAAUGUCUUAAAUAAUGCACUGAAUUACCCUUAGUAUAACAUGUAAUCCAGUAAUUUGAUGUUAUUUAGAACAAUGUCAUUUAAAUAAUCUGAAGUACCUUUACAUAUAUAAUACACUAUUUUAAUUCGGUA